AUGGAUAACAUAACCAAAUUGUAUAGUAUGUGGGACUCAGAGGCGCGCAAAUAUUCUACUCCUUAUAGCGGAGCCAAUGGUUUUAAUAACUCGGAAGAUCUUCACGCGUGGUCUAUAUAUAGACAGAAUCUGAACGCAGACUUCAGCGAAUCGGCGCUCGGAGUAAAUAAGAGCAACAAUUCUGAGCGGCCUUUCGGUAAUUUCCAGCUCAAGGAGACGACAGUGAAUAAUAUCCUAAACCACCCAAAAUAUGGCCCCCGAUUCAAGAAUCAGGACGCAUACACUUACCUUAGGUUCGGUUUACCGCGGGUUAAGACCACUCAGAGUGAGAUCGGAGGGGGUGUAAAGCGGGGCGAAGGCAUUACUAGUGCUUCGGGAACUCAUCCCACUAAUGGUCACAUUCGAGCCAAUCAUCACAUGAAUACGGAUUCAAGCAAUGCAUCGGAUUCUCCAUAUAUGGAGCGCAAAGAAGCGAAGAGAACGUGGAAGAGUGAUCCCGAUCUCUUGAGGACACACACGGAAUCAGCUCUCAUGACAUCGCAUUACGAGCGAAAUCACAGACAUAAUCAUCAAAGACCAGAAUCGAAACAUAUUACGAGUCAAUCAUUGAUUUCUGGCAACAAUAAGUCUCAAAGUGAAACCGAUCUGAGAUUUCCUAACAGUAAAAUGAAUGGCGCAAAGAAUGAGGGCUUUUCUCUGUCCAAAAUGGAUAUGUCGGGUCUUAUUCCUGCGAAACACCCGCAUCUCAUUGUGAGCGGUCUUUACUAUGAAUUGGAUAAGUCCUCGACGUGGAGAAGGCUUUGCGGAGUUCGGCGCCAAAAGUUAAAAUGUUGUUUCAAAUAUGCGUGGAAUUCAAUGAAUUAG
Molecule: messenger RNA, 864 nt
Organism: Medioppia subpectinata
Lineage: Eukaryota; Metazoa; Arthropoda; Arachnida; Sarcoptiformes; Oppiidae
Source: the annotation of a GenBank genome assembly